AUUUUUUCGGGUUCAAUCUCUUCUCUCUCUCUCUCUUCUCUAUUUAUCUCGUCAUCCAUCGGUUGAGUCAGAGUAGCCGACGGCUGACAUUUUUGUUUUGGUUAAAUCCGGAAGAAACGGAGGUGAAAAGGAUGUAGGAAGACAGAUACAGAGACAGACAGAGAAGAUCUCGUUGGUUGGCCAGCGUUCAAUUAAAUUUGAGCACAGAACUGGGUUUGAGGAUCUUAGGCCAGUGUUGCUGAACAUUCUGAUAGGAGUCAAUAAUAGAACUGUACCAAUUAGUUAUUGAAGUUAGCACCAGUAGUAGAAAGUAUGGACGAUAGUGGGAACCGAGAAAAUGGAAGACACAAACCACCCCAUAGUCAGUGGAUGAUGCAACAGCAGCCAUCUAUGAAGCAGAUAAUGGCAGUUAUGGCUGAAAGAGAUGCAGCUAUUCAAGAAAAAAACCUAGCCAUUUCGGAGAAGAAGCAAGCCCUAACGGAGCGAGACAUGGCCAUCCUACAAAGGGAUUCAGUGAUAGCCGAGCGAAACAACGCGAUUCUGGAACGCGACAACGCCAUCAUAGCUCUUCAGUAUCGAGGGAAUGGGAUGAAUAGUGGCCGUCUUAAUCUUACCCAGUAUGUACAACAACACCAUCAUCACCAUCAUUCUCAGCAGAUUGUAAAUGAUGAGUCCUCCCAAUCAGGUGAUGAAUUCCCAUCACCCAAGAAAUCCAAUAGGAAUAAGAGAACUAAGGAGAAUACCAAUAACAAGACAGCUAAUAAGAAAAUCUCGAAACCAUCUAGAAGAGUGAGGAAGGAUCAGGAACAGGAGGGACAGAGAAGAAGGGUUUCUUCUUCUUCUUCUUCUACUACUACAUCAUCUUCGAAAUCUAAAAAUGAUUGGAAAGCUCAGGAUCUAGGGUUGAACCAGAUUUCAUUUGAUGAUUCAGCUAUGCCAGUGCCUGUUUGUUCUUGUACUGGAGGUAUAAGGCCGUGCUAUAAGUGGGGAAGUGGCGGUUGGCAAUCUUCGUGCUGUACAACAACCAUAUCUUCUUAUCCACUUCCUAUUGUGCCCAAUAAACGCCAUGCUCGUGUUGGUGGAAGGAAGAUGAGUGGGAGUGUUUUCAGCAAGCUAAUCAGUCGCCUUGCUUCUGAAGGUUAUGAUUUGUCAAACCCUGUUGAUCUUAAGGAGCAUUGGGCUAAACAUGGAACUAAUCGCUACAUCACCAUCAAGUAGCUAGCUUUUCGAGCACAGGGAAGGGAAAUCAAUGUGGGCUGGCUUUGUCGUCUUCCUUGUAUCGUGUGUGCUUUUCCUGGGAAUUAUAUUAUGUGGUCAACAAAAAGGCAAGAAUUAACUGUAAGAAACUUCCUAGACAGACAUUGUUGGGGCGGGGCUAUUACCUUUUUAGGUGCAGUUUAUUUUGUUAGAUUUUAAAGAAACGGGUACUAUAUUAUACUAUGCAUCUUUAGCUAUAGCCUCUGAUACUUGUUCGAUAACUUGGUAUUUACAUGCAAUGCAUGCCCAUGGACACACCCAAAAUAAUGCUAGUAAUUAUUCUCAGACUAUUUCAAAC
Molecule: messenger RNA, 1555 nt
Organism: Impatiens glandulifera
Lineage: Eukaryota; Viridiplantae; Streptophyta; Magnoliopsida; Ericales; Balsaminaceae
Product: protein BASIC PENTACYSTEINE6-like
Exons: 5
Coding region: 313-1218 (301 amino acids)
Biological process (GO): response to ethylene
Cellular component (GO): nucleus
Molecular function (GO): DNA-binding transcription factor activity; sequence-specific DNA binding
Source: RefSeq, a predicted model, not a curated record